Alternaria ventricosa is the source of this 978-nucleotide messenger RNA. RefSeq lists its product as uncharacterized. The transcript has 2 exons. Gene Ontology annotation, cellular component: cytoplasmic exosome (RNase complex); nucleolus; nuclear exosome (RNase complex). The coding region runs from base 1 to 978 and encodes 325 amino acids. The record is from RefSeq and is a predicted model, not a curated record. Gene Ontology annotation, biological process: poly(A)-dependent snoRNA 3'-end processing; nuclear mRNA surveillance; rRNA catabolic process. Lineage: Eukaryota; Fungi; Ascomycota; Dothideomycetes; Pleosporales; Pleosporaceae.
AUGAACACGGACAGGAGAAGAAACAAUGCGCCCAGUGGUGGUACCAGUGCGCCAGUGUUUGCGCGUACAAUCAGAGAACCCCAGUACCUGGAAAAGUUGAGGCCGACAAGGUCAAGAGGCGCGAAUGAGCUUCGCAGGAUCUUCCUCCAAACAUCCAUCAUACCCUCAGCGUCGGGUUCCGCGUACCUCGAAAUACCUUCCUCCUCCCCCGCGAAUAAGUCGACUCUGAUCCCACCAACGUCAUCGCUCAAGAUCACGGCUUCUAUACAAGGCCCCAAGCCUCUUCCCCGUAGCGCGCCCUUCAGUCCUUCGCUCCUCCUUACAACCACGGUCAAGUUUGCGCCGUUCGCAACACGACAACGGCGAGGCUACAUACGCGAUUCGGCAGAGCGCGACCUUGGAGUUCAUCUAGAGACUGCACUACGAGGUGUCAUCAUCGGAGAGAGAUGGCCCAAGAGUGGGGUCGAAGUUGUAGUCACCAUACUGGAAGGAGAUGAAGAUGGCUGGUGGGGAGACUCUGCUAGCGGCGGCAACGCGGCUGGGAGUGGAUGGGGUCUCUUGAACGUGCUAGCAGGCUGCAUCACGGUCGCCAGCGCUGCCAUAACGGACGCCGGGAUAGACUGCGUCGAUGUGGUGUGUGGAGGUGUUGCCGCAAUCACGCGAAACCCCGAGUCAAGACAAGAGCAGGAGCUGGCUAGAAUACUUGAUCCCUGUCCAGCAGAACACAAGGAGGUUGUUGCUGCCUGUGUAGUCGGAUACCUGGCUUCAAGAGACGAGAUCACAGAGAUAUGGAUGAAGGGGGACGUCGGCUCAGAUCCAGAUGCUUUGAUCGAGGGAGCCACGCAUGCCGCUGUCGGCAGUCUCGCGGUGGUCAAAGAGGUCCUGCUCGAAGCGCUACAAGCCAAGUUCCGGGGUCAGAUCGAGGCGAGCGAAAGCGGUAUGAAAAGGAAGGCACAAGACGUGGACAUGACAGGAUGA